AUGUCUUCUGAAGCAGGAAUCGCUAGUUCUCUUGUACUAGUGAAUGCAUUUCUCCCCAAAUCAUAUGACUUGAAAGUUUCGGUGGAUCACUCCAAACCGAAUUUUUCGGGGUCGGUGGUGAUUCCAUUGACUAAAAACGAUCAAUGUGUCGAAGAUUCAUCAACAUUUUCCAUGAUCCUUCAUGCUCACAAACUCGUUGUCAUGAAAGCAACUUUGCAAAUGAGUGAUGUUGGCUCAAUUCCAUUGAAAAUUGUCACAUUACGUGAUCGCAUGAUGAUUUCCCUCUCCACUUCAGAAGUUGUAAUGUCUCAAAUCACUGAAAAAGCAUCGCCAACUGUCACAAUCUCAUUCAUGGGUUGUAUCAACAGUAUCAAAACCUUUAAUGAUGACACUUACGGCGUGUUCAAGACAAACUACUCAGACAGUAUUGAAGGUAAGUCAGAUAACUUUGUCAUAGCUACCCAUUGUCAGCCAUUUGGAUGUCGUACUAUCUUCCCUGUUAUUGAUGAACUUGUGAUCAAAGUGCCAAUCAAACUCACCAUCACCACGAAAUCGCUGUUUAAAGCUGUCUCAAAUGCGCUACUCGAAAGGACUACUAUUGUUGAUAUGACAGAGAACUCCGUCUUUGAAUUCAAACCCACUCCUCCAAUCUCUCCUUCCAUCUUUGGGUUUGUUAUUGGUGACCUUGAAUGUGUCGAAUGUUUGGACAGCUCAAUUCCUAUACGAGCAUUUGUUACCAAAGGCGAUGGUCCUUUGAUCAAUUAUGCUCUUAAGGUAGCUGAAGCUCUUCUUCCCAAAUUUGUUGACACGCUUGGCGUUCAGUAUCCUUUAGAAAAGUUUGAUAUCGUAACCCUUCCAUUUUUGAGCGACGGAGUUAUGGAAAAUUGGGGUAUGGUUACCAUUUUCAGAAACAGUGUAUUGAUGGAUGCAAACAAUGCUGAUGACAGCGGAAAAUUCCAAGUACGGCAACUCAUUGCCCAUCAAUUGACCCAUCAAUGGAUCGGUAACUUGGUGACUUUGGAUGAUUGGAAAUAUAUGUGGUUGAUCGAAGCUUUUGCUACAUGGGUUGGAAAUUACCUUUUAUCCUUGGCAAAGAUUGAAAAUUCAGACUUCGCAGAUUACGAGAUUGACAGAGUAAUUCUGAUGGAAUCCUUCAUGGACAAAGAUUGUCUUCUUCAGAACCGUAUUCCUAGUCUUCAUGAGCACAUGAUGAAAUUGAGACUCAAUAAGGAUUCUCGGACAAAUUCCAUAUUUGAGAGAGAUGCUUAUGAAAAGGGUAUGAUAUUAGUGAAUAUGAUAGCAAGCCUUUUCAAAUUCGAACGCAAUGAGGAGUCUUUCAAAGGUUUUUUCCUGGCGUUGAAGAACGUUUUAGAAGGGUGCAAGCACCAAACUAUCAAGCCCUUUGAGUUAUGGCAACAAUUGAAUCUGUAUCUCUCGGUCGAUCUUUUAACCUUUGUUCAAACAUGGACUCAAUAUGAAGGCUAUCCAUUAGUGAAAGUUAAAAUCAGUGGUGAUAAAAUUAAAUUUGAACAAAAUCGAUUUUUCUUCAAUGACGAUGUCAAUAACGUGGGUCUUGAAAAUCCACCGUUUCAUGUGCCGUUGUCACUAAAAAUUUUGACUGAAACUAAGGAGGUAAAACUAGUCAAUCUAAUUCUUUCUGACAGAUCAAUGGAAGUGGAUAUUGUGCCAUCCUCUUUAAUCAGCGUCAAUGCGAAUAAACUGUUUUAUUACAGGACUGUUUAUGAUCCGAAGUUUGUGCCAAUUGUUUUGAAGAACGUGGCUUCCAAUAUGUUGCCCUCUCUUGAUUUAUUCGGAAUCAUCAAUGACUAUGGUAAAAUAUUGGGCCAACCUGAGCCAAGUAUUGAUGCGGAACUUUUUGGUUCUAACCAGUUAAUGACUCUCCUCAAUAUUUGUGACGCACUUGCUUGUGAAGAGUGGGAAGAUGAUUUUAAUGUAUUGAGAUGUGCAUUGGACUAUUUGGAGGUAGUAAACACGACAUUUGUUCAUUUCUCAAGAUACAUUGAGUUUAAAAGGUGGUUGGAUAAGUUCAGCUUGAAGCUUUUCAAUAAAUUGGGAGGAUGGGAUUUGGUUUUGGACUCAGGAAACGAAUACGAUGUUCUGGAGUACCAGGUUAGAAACAUGGUCCUUCAGCUUGCAAGUGCUAGUAAAGAGAGUCAGCUGGUUUGCAAAAAGAUAUUCAAGAGUUUUUUCAAUUCAGGGGUCUCUAAUAAGUUCAUUCCUAAGGAAUUGUUCACAAGUAUGUUCAAUGUUACCAUGAUGAAUGCUAAUAUGAACGAAUAUAAGCAAAUUCUUAACCUUGUGAAGAACUCGAAUGUCUCUUACUUGAAGCACUCCAAUGGUAGCAUCCAAGAUCUUCAGACUGCCGCUGUUUCUUCUCUUUCAUUCACCACUAAACCAGAGUUACUCUCUAAAACAUUGCACUUUGUUAACAAUAACAUUGACUCCAAAUUAAUCGAGUUCGCUUUGAUUGGAUUCAAGUAUCAUUACGAAACAGUGAUAAAGGACAUUAUUUGGGGGUGGUACAAGGUGAAUUAUGAUCAAUGGGUCAAGCGUUCAUUGCGGAAAGGAUCAGACUGGUCCAAGCAGAUUGGAGUAACUGUUGGCAACAUCACGAGGCUAGUUUUGGGGGAAGUUAUGCAAUAUAAACACGAAGAUGCAGAAAAGUUUGUUGCGCAAAAAAGCAAGGAACUCCCCCCACAUCAGCUUUCAGAGCGCUGGGAAGCAGUGGAGGAAGAGAAUGCAGAGAGGAGGGCAAUUGCUUCAUACUACGAGGAUGUAGUCGCACAGUUUUCAAUGUAA
This is a messenger RNA of Clavispora lusitaniae ATCC 42720, 2820 nucleotides long. RefSeq lists its product as uncharacterized. Gene Ontology annotation, cellular component: cytoplasm. NCBI's taxonomy places the organism in Eukaryota, Fungi, Ascomycota, Pichiomycetes, Serinales, Metschnikowiaceae. Gene Ontology annotation, molecular function: zinc ion binding; metalloaminopeptidase activity; peptide binding. Gene Ontology annotation, biological process: proteolysis; peptide catabolic process. The record is from RefSeq and is a predicted model, not a curated record.